CCUAAAAUAUGUUUAAUAAAAUACAAGAAUAUGAAUAAAAACGAUAUAAUCAUUAAGUUAAUAGAAGCAGUUAAAAAACAUGAUUGUUUUUAUAAUGUGCGAUCUGCUCAAUAUAAACAAUUCGCAUAUAAGGAACAAUUGUGGAAAAAUAUUGGCAAAGAUAUUGGCAUUGGCAGCGGUAAUGAAACCAAGAAAAAAUGGAAGAAUCUUAAGGAUAAUUACAGAAAAUAUAAACAAUCAAGAGCGGCUGGAGGUGGAAUUCGUAGACAAUAUAAAUAUGCAGAAGCUUUGAAAUUUCUGGAUAAUUUUCCGGGAUCUUUGUGUAGAUACAAAACUAUCAUUCCCAUCUCAGUUGAUGCUGAGGUAAGCACGGAUCUAUCCAGCGAUGAUGAAUACCAACAACAAACAAAAGAAACAAAACCUUAUUUAGAAAAUUCACUUGAUGAGAUGCAAGGAUUUUCGGAUGCAUCAUCUGUAAACAAUGCAAAAACCGCACCUGCAAAUAUAGAUACCAGUACAACUCAGAUCUUAAGCAAAACAGAAAUUAACGAUGAAAACUUAACAACACAACAGAAAACUAGUGACACUGAAUGUCCACUUAGUCCCAUGUCUUCAGAAGAACUAGUAAAAGGAAACGAUUUACAUGAGAAAUUAAUAGAUGAAGUUAAAAAAUAUGACUGUUUUUACAAUAUGCAGUCUAUGGAAUACAAAGAUUAUAAUUAUAAGAAAUAUUUAUUUCACAAAAUAGGAAAAAGAGUCGGUUUAACAGCUAAUGACGCGAACAGGAAAUGGAGGAAUUUAAAGGAUAGUUAUCGAAAAUAUAAGAUAAGAACAAUUAGUGAAAACGGAUUCGUUAAAAAAUAUAAAUAUGCUGACUCUUUAAGAUUUCUUGACGAUUUUUAUGUAUACCGACCAUCUAAAAGUAUAGUAGUUCCUGAGCCUGAGGUAAGCACCGAUUUGUCAAGUGAUGGUGACGGUGAUAUGCUAUACGUACCUUCAUCAAACCGGAAAAAAGAAAGAUUUAAAGAAAUGAAUGAAAUUUCGGAGGCAUCAUCUACAGAAAACUGUGAAUCUGGAAUGAACAAUCCAACUAUGACAUCCCGUUUGUUUAUGGUUUUAGCAAAUAAAAUAAAUGAAGCGGAUUUAACAUCACAACAGAAAAAUGCCCUCGAAUUUGGAGUUAGUUCUUAUGUAUAUUCAAAAUUAGCGGAGUACAAUAAAAAAUAAAGAUGAAAUUUAAAUUUUUUAAAAAUACA
Calliphora vicina (urban bluebottle blowfly) is the source of this 1256-nucleotide messenger RNA. RefSeq lists its product as uncharacterized. The record is from RefSeq and is a predicted model, not a curated record. Lineage: Eukaryota; Metazoa; Arthropoda; Insecta; Diptera; Calliphoridae. Gene Ontology annotation, biological process: regulation of transcription by RNA polymerase II. The transcript is spliced from 6 exons. The coding region runs from base 31 to 1227 and encodes 398 amino acids. Gene Ontology annotation, cellular component: nucleus; transcription regulator complex.